AUGUCGCAGCUAGCUCCACCUGGGCCCUCGGGCACAGAGACCCCGAUCGCCGCGCAGGCGUCGAUGGGCCAGCCAACAACGGCAGACGCGGCGGAGCCCACCCAAUCAGACUCAGCCAAGGGCUUCCGAUUCUGGGCCGUCAUGGCUGCCCUCGCUGCCGGCAAGCUGAUGCUUGCGCUUGAGACCACGAUCGUGGCCACUGCGAUGCCGACGAUUGCAAGCGAGUUGCGCAUGGGUGGCGAAUAUGUGUGGGUGUCCAACGGGGCGGCGCUAGCGAGCGCGGCAAUAUCCCCACCCUUGGGCCAGCUAUCCGACCUCUUCGGUCGGCGCUUGCCCACCGGCCUCUCGUUCCUGGCCUUUGUGGCCGGGGGUAUCCUUUCCGGCGCGGCAACCUCCUCCGCCCACCUCAUCGCCGGCCGCAUCGUGCAGGGCCUGGGCGCCGGAGGCAUCAACGUCAUGGUGGCCAUCGUGGUGUCGGACCUCGUCCCCGUCCGCGGCCGCGGCAUGUACAUGGCCAUCAUGCUGGCCGCGUACCUGAUCGGCGCGACGAGCGGUCCGCUGCUGGGGGGCGUGCUGGCGCAGGCCGGGCUCUGGCGCUGGGUGUUUUGGCUGCCGGCGCCGUUUGGCGUCGCCAGCCUGGUGCUGCUGGGCGUGUGUCUGAAGGGCGCCGUGAGGGAUGCCCACGUCGGCUGGCGCGAGAAGCUCAAGACGGUCGACUACGGCGGCAACGCCAUCCUCACCGCCGCCACCGCCAGCAUGCUCUACGCCGUCACCUACGCCGGCACGGAGCACCCUUGGUCGGACGCGCGGACCAUCGCCCCCCUGACGGCCGGCGUCGUGGGGCUGGGGCUGUUCGUCCUCCUGCAGCACCGGCUUGCUGGAAGCGGGACCGUGCAGCCCGUCAUGCCGCUGCGGCUGGUGGCGCACCGCGCGGGCGCGACCGUGGCCUUUGGCGCCUUCACCAGCAGCCUCCUCAGCACCUGGGUCAACUUCCUGCUGCCGGUCUACUUCCAGGGCGUGCUGGCGUCCACGCCCUCCCGCUCCGGUGUGCAGAUGCUGCCGAUAGUCACGGUGGCCGUGCCGGCCAGCAUCGUCUCGGUGGUGCUGGUGAGCCGGCUGGGGCGGUACAAGCUCCUGCACGUGGCAGGGUUCGCUGGCAUGUGCGCCGCCUGCGGUCUUUUCAGCAUCCUGAAAAGCACCUCGGGCGAUGCCGAGUGGGUCGGAUACGAGGUGCUGUUCUCGGUCGGGUUGGGCAUGGUUGUCAACACCCUCCUGCCGGCGUUUCAGGGCGCCGUGGCCGAGGAGGACCAGGCGAUGGCGACGAGCACCUUCACGUUUGUCCAGAGCCUUGCUAUGAUCUGGAGCGUGACAGUCCCGGCUGCCGUGUUCAACAACCGGUUCGAUGCGCUCUCGGGUUCCAUCACGGACCAGGGCGUCAGGGCACAGCUGGUCGGCGGCAGGGCUUACGGGUCUGCCACGCGAGCGUUUCUGGUGGGGCUGGAUGAGGGGACCAGAGGAGAGGUGGUGGGUGUUUUUCAGGCUGCGGUGAGUUUUGUGUGGUAUGUUGCUAUUGCGGUUUCUGGUCUCGGAGCCCUGGUGGCUUGCGCCGAGAAGGAGAUUCUGUUGCGGGAGGAGCUAGAGACGGACUUUGCACUUGAAGAAGUCAAUGUAAAGGUAGGAGAUAAGAGCGGCAAGUAA
Messenger RNA from Pyricularia pennisetigena, 1698 nucleotides. RefSeq lists its product as uncharacterized. Gene Ontology annotation, molecular function: transmembrane transporter activity. Gene Ontology annotation, biological process: transmembrane transport. The transcript is spliced from 2 exons. Lineage: Eukaryota; Fungi; Ascomycota; Sordariomycetes; Magnaporthales; Pyriculariaceae. The coding region runs from base 1 to 1698 and encodes 565 amino acids. Gene Ontology annotation, cellular component: membrane. The record is from RefSeq and is a predicted model, not a curated record.